This is a messenger RNA of Haemonchus placei, 312 nucleotides long. The record is from the annotation of a GenBank genome assembly. Lineage: Eukaryota; Metazoa; Nematoda; Chromadorea; Rhabditida; Trichostrongylidae.
AUGAGUAUACAUCCGCCAUUUCAGAUGGGUUCCACUGAUUUUGACAAAGUGCUGGAGUCGUUUGAUCUGGCCAAAAGAGGUAUUCGUCGGCAAUCUGCAUGGGAGCGGACGUUGUCGUUUAUCGACAACAUCAAUAAGAAGCCUCCGCCUACACAAAUGGCAGUUGGAGGUGCAGCUGGACUGUGCGUCGGAUACAUUUUCACCCGUACUAGCAAGGCUGCCGCAACGGCUUUGGGAAUAUCGCUCAUCGCGUUUCAGCAUGACUUUUUUCUCGUGAUAAUGGAGAGUGAAGUUGAACAAAAAAUUUUGUGA